This is a messenger RNA of Pisolithus orientalis, 1879 nucleotides long. Its product is annotated as T-complex protein 1. The coding region runs from base 198 to 1808 and encodes 536 amino acids. Lineage: Eukaryota; Fungi; Basidiomycota; Agaricomycetes; Boletales; Pisolithaceae. Gene Ontology annotation, cellular component: chaperonin-containing T-complex. The record is from RefSeq and is a predicted model, not a curated record. Gene Ontology annotation, biological process: protein folding. Gene Ontology annotation, molecular function: ATP-dependent protein folding chaperone; ATP hydrolysis activity; ATP binding. The transcript has 11 exons.
GACCCAGUGGCCCCCCAAAGCCCCUGGGGAUGGGAGAUCAAAUCAUCUAACCAGUCAAGACGUGGUUUAAGAGAUUGGUGACGAGUGCAGGCCACGCAAGUAGGACGGCAAUGGCCGUACAGACGUCCAAAUGAGGAAGGAGCGCAAGUGAACUGCUCUGACUACUUCAUAGAUAAUCUACUCCAGCACUCGAGCAGAUGGCUUCAAAAACUGCCUCAGCAGCUGCCCAGAUAUCUCGUGGUGGCGCAAAUGCCGCCUUCAAUGACAAGGGCAAGCCAAUGGAAGUCCGGAUGUCUAACAUGGUCGCCGCCAAAGCCAUCAGUGAUGCUGUCCGGACAUCACUCGGCCCUCGAGGCAUGGAUAAGAUGAUUCAAACAUCAAAGGGAGAGGUCAUCAUCACUAAUGACGGAGCAACAAUUCUUAAGAGCAUACAAGCGCUUCAUCCGGCAGCCAAGAUGCUCGUCGACUUAUCCGCCGCCCAAGAUGUCGAGGCAGGUGAUGGAACAACCUCGGUUGUCGUCUUGGCUGGGAGCCUCCUGGGAGCAGCGGAAAAGAUGCUCGCGAAGGGCAUUCACCCGACAAUUGUGGCAGAGUCUUUCCUCAAAGCAUCUGCAAAAGCUGUGGAAUUCUUAACAGAAAUAUCAGUCCCCAUCGAUCUGAACGACAAGACUAGCCUCCUUCGCGCAGCCAGCACGUCCUUGAACUCCAAGAUCGUCUCCCAAUAUUCGUCUAUUCUCGCGCCGAUCGCCGUGUCUGCAGUCACUCGUUUGGUAACGCCAGAUUCUUCCAAUGUGGACCUACGGGAUAUCCGAGUCGUGAAAAAGGUCGGCGGUACCAUCGAAGACACCGAACUCGUGGAUGGUGUUGUCUUAAACCAAAAUGUCAUUGUCUCGGCCGGUGGCCCAACGCGCAUAGAAAAAGCCAAGAUAGCCAUCAUCCAGUUCCAACUUAGCGCUCCCAAACCAGAUAUGGACAACACUGUCGUCAUCAAUGAUUACAGACAGAUGGACAAGGUCAUCAAGGAGGGUCGCCAGUACCUCCUAAACAUAUGCAAAAAGAUAAAGAAGGCGAACUGCAACGUAGUUCUCAUACAAAAAUCCAUCUUACGUGACGCAGUCGAUGACACGUCGCUCAGCUUCCUCAAGCGUCUCAACAUCAUGGCCAUCAAAGACGUGGAGAGGGAUGAGAUACAAUUUCUGUCAAAGAGUCUCGGGUGCAAACCGAUCGCCGAUAUCGAGGCCUUCACGGAGGACAAGCUGGGAUGCGCUGACUUGGUCGAAGAAGCGUCUCAUUCUGGUGUGAAAGUCGUGAAAAUAACCGGAGUAAAAAACCCAGGACGGACCGUCAGCAUCCUUGCAAUGGGUGGCAACAACCUUGUUGUCGAGGAGUGCGAGCGAAGUCUGCACGAUGCACUCUGUGUUGUUCGGUGCCUCGUGAAAAAGAGAGCACUCAUCAGUGGUGGUGGCGCUCCGGAAAUUCACCUAUCCCGGAUGCUUUCUCAGUAUGCGCAAUCACUAAAGGGAAUGGAAGCUUAUUGUUUUCAAGCGUACGCCGAUGCGUUGGAAGUUAUUCCGACAACACUGGCGGAAAAUGCGGGCCUAAAUCCCAUCCUGAUCCUGACGGAACUCCGCAAUCGACACGCCCUCGGUGAUCGAAAUGCUGGCAUCAACGUCCGCACCGGCCUCAUAUCGAACAUUUUGGAGGAGGAUGUUGUCCAGCCGCUAUUAGUAUCGACAAGUGCCAUGGAGCUAGCGACGGAGACGGUUUGCUUGCUGCUAAAGAUCGAUGACUAUGUACAAGCACGAUGAAUAUUAUAGCGUAGAAAUAAGCACUAUAUUCACAUCCGCAUCUGCUCAACGGAUAGCGCAUUUCUUCCGCU